This is a messenger RNA of Aspergillus tanneri, 459 nucleotides long. RefSeq lists its product as uncharacterized. NCBI's taxonomy places the organism in Eukaryota, Fungi, Ascomycota, Eurotiomycetes, Eurotiales, Aspergillaceae. The record is from RefSeq and is a predicted model, not a curated record. The transcript has 2 exons. Bases 1 to 459 code for a protein of 152 amino acids.
AUGCGAAUUUCAUAUUCUUACAACCUCGCUGUACUUAUCGGCAUGAAUGUCAUUAUCUGGACAAAUGGUCUCCCACUCAUUCCAGACGACAACGGCUCCAUUUUACCUCGCCAGGACAUCACAACACCUCUUGGUAUCGAUGUUAAAGAUCUUGACCUCGGCGAUAUAUCUCCUAUCGAGGAUGGAUGGCUCGAAUUGGAUAGCGACGAUGGAGAUGGGAACCAUCUUGGAUCCAGCUCUGUUUCAAAUGCGAACGGAUACUUAGGUUCGAUUGGAUCCGGCCAAGCAAGCCAGAAUGGGAAGUCACUGGAGGGCAGCAGUGCUGCAUGCAGUUUAACUGGAUGUGUAACCUCCGCGGCAGCAAGCAAUGGCAACCAAACAAGUACCAGUUCCACCAGUACUGGGGGAUUAAUCAGUGCACCAUUAAUCGAUGGCCCUCUCAUCGAAAUGAAUAAUUAA